Molecule: messenger RNA, 2175 nt
Organism: Wyeomyia smithii (pitcher-plant mosquito)
Lineage: Eukaryota; Metazoa; Arthropoda; Insecta; Diptera; Culicidae
Gene: RNF220
Product: E3 ubiquitin-protein ligase RNF220
Exons: 2
Coding region: 189-1403 (404 amino acids)
Biological process (GO): protein ubiquitination
Molecular function (GO): metal ion binding; ubiquitin protein ligase activity
Source: RefSeq, a predicted model, not a curated record
GUCUGUGGUGUUAGUGCCCAAAAUCUGAAAACAAACAAUUUUUGUGCUAGCAAGUUUUUACAAAGUCUUGAAUUUAUAUUCAGAUUUGCAUUAUUCUAGCAGAAUUAAAUUUCUCGAUACGCAGCUCGAGUGUGUAUUGAUGUGGUCUGUUUUUAAAUGCAUAAACAGCUAGCCUUGCAACGUUUUCAAUGGAUCACCAGUGUGUGGAAGAGAAUUUAAAAGCCGGUGGCAGCGGAGACAGUGGAAAUUUCGUUCGACAGAGGAAACCUAAAACGGAAACGCUUUGUUGUCCGAUUUGCGGCAUCACACUUCGCCCCAAUGAUAUUGACCAACAUUUCGCGUUGGAAGUGGAGCGACUUGAUAGAAUUCUUAAACCUAGAACAAAUGCUUCCAGUGCGAGUGCGAGCUACACCGCAGUCACUGAUAGGGCUUCGCCUGUAGCUGGCCCGAGCGGUAAUAUUUAUGGGACCAAAAUUGGUGGUAGCACCGGAAUAACAAAUGGACACUCCACAGAAGACACGACAGAUUCGGCUCCAUUGGCAACUCCUGAAGAAUGCUGGGGAACCUAUCAGAAAAUUAAGAAUAAUCGUCAAGCAAGAUUGAAGAUAAAGACUCGAAAACGCAAAACAGAAGACAGUAACUGCCCUGUAUGCAAUAAGGUGGUGUCAGAAGAUAUAACAUCUCACGUGGAAAAUUGUCUCAAAAAAUCUGAAAUAAACGGGAAUGGUGUGUCCUCUAGGGUAAAUGAUUCUGAUGACGAUGAUGUAAGUAUUGAUGUAGAAGGAGAAAACUUUGAGGUUUAUGAAUGGGCCGGACAUACACGAGUUCGCACAACUAGUAUGUUACAUCAAACCGGUGCUCUGGCGAGUACAGCUGUACGAGUAACAAACGCAGAGGAUACUGAUGACGAGCUGAAUGUUGACGGUGAUGAAACGCAGAUUUAUGGGCCUCCACAAUACUCCGAGCGUGAUGUUAUUUAUCCAAUGGCCGAUAAUCGAUUUAAAGAUUCCUAUCUUCGCGGUUUAGUAAUGGCAAAUGAACCUUUAACACUUAAGAGACCCGAACAAGACAAUCCCGGCGAAGGGACCAGUAGACAUACAGUCGCUCGUUUCCCGCAGCAACAGCAGCAGCAUGUUCACAUGACUUCGGAGGAUCGAAAUGGCGAAAACGGAGACCAGAUAAUUGAAUCACUGAAGUCGAAGAUUCGUGAAUACGAAGGAUUCAUACAAAAUCGACCUAAAUGUCUGAUAUGUAUGGAUGACUUUAGGAAACCGGUUGUAUCUAUUUGUUGUUGGCAUGUUUACUGCGAGGAAUGUUGGUUGCAUACUUUGGGAGCCAAAAAGCUGUGCCCUCAGUGCAGUAUGAUCACUUCGCCUACGGACUUGAGGCGUAUAUAUCUAUAAGACGGUGUGAACGUCGAUUGGGAAUGCCAAGAUGGCAUGAGCUGUUUAGAGUCCUUUCCACUGUCAUUUUUGAGGAAUAUAUGACAAAUUGAUUUAUGAUAGCACUUCGCACGGAAGAAAAAAAACACUUAAUACUGAAGACAAUAAGCGACUAAGAGUAACUAAAUCUUUUUUACGAACGAUAAGCUGCUCUGAAUAUUUUAUAUUUUAUAAGCAUCCCGUAGGCCAAGAUAAGAAAAAAAGCUGCGAUGCAUUUUAUCUAAUUCUACUUUGAUAUAAUUAGUAAGAUAUAAGUUCUAUUAUAAUAAACUAUCUCAAUCAUAGAAAACGGAGGUCAGUUUGCAACAUAGAAGAGAGUGUCACAGGACCAUUUCUGUUGAAACCAGUCUAUGUUACCAAACGAAAGAAAAACGUAGUUCGACCAGGAAGUUCAGUUUCGUCCGAUUGUUACUUGAAAUAUUUCUUAUUAAUAUUUUUUCUUGGUACAUGUAUUAUUUCGUCAAUUUUUGUUUAUGUAUAUAUUUAUUCUAACAAUACAAGCUGACAUUGAUAUGGCACUUUACAUCUAUUACAUAGGAAGAAUAACAUGCAAUACUAGUUUCUUUCACAAUAUGACUUUGAAACGCGAUUAUUGAUUGUUAUUAGCAGUUACGCAACAAAUUGAGCAUCGUAUCGAUAUUAAACUAAACUAAGUCGCGUAAAUUGCCCCAGUAUUACAGUCAUCAGAUGUCACUUCCACUACCAUCGCUUCUACUGUUACUUCUCAUUCGUU